Molecule: messenger RNA, 1832 nt
Organism: Castor canadensis (American beaver)
Lineage: Eukaryota; Metazoa; Chordata; Mammalia; Rodentia; Castoridae
Gene: Tpst1
Product: tyrosylprotein sulfotransferase 1
Biological process (GO): peptidyl-tyrosine sulfation
Cellular component (GO): Golgi apparatus
Molecular function (GO): protein-tyrosine sulfotransferase activity
Source: RefSeq, a predicted model, not a curated record
GGGCCAGGCUGGGCUGGGCAGUGGCGGGCGCCUGGCGUUGAGGGCGGGCUCCCGGAGCGGGCGCCAUGGCCCUCACGUAGGGUGGCGGAGGAUUGGCCGAGUCCAGGAUGCCGGCGUGGCGGCGCGGCGAGUCCUCACUCAUCGCAGAUGUCGACCACCUUUCUGAAGUAGAAAUUCCAUGGCCUGAACGUUUCUUGAAAACCAUUUUGAGCAAAAUAUCUGCCUAAUAACAAGACAACCACAUCAAGAUGGUUGGAAAACUGAAGCAGAACCUACUAUUGGCAUGCCUGGUGAUUAGUUCUGUGACAGUGUUUUACUUGGGCCAGCAUGCCAUGGAAUGCCAUCACCGAAUAGAAGAACGUAGCCAGCCAGUCAAACUGGAGAGCCCAAAGACUUCUGUGCGAACUGGCCUGGACAUCAAAGCCAACAAAACCUUUGCCUAUCACAAAGAUAUGCCUUUAAUAUUUAUUGGAGGUGUGCCUCGGAGUGGAACCACACUCAUGAGGGCCAUGCUGGAUGCACACCCUGACAUUCGCUGCGGGGAGGAAACCAGGGUCAUUCCUCGAAUCUUGGCCCUGAAGCAGAUGUGGUCACGGUCCAGUAAAGAGAAGAUCCGCUUGGAUGAGGCUGGUGUCACUGAUGAAGUGUUGGAUUCUGCCAUGCAAGCCUUUUUACUAGAAGUCAUUGUUAAGCACGGGGAGCCAGCCCCUUAUUUAUGUAAUAAAGAUCCGUUUGCCCUGAAAUCCUUAACUUACCUUGCUAGGUUAUUCCCCAAUGCCAAAUUUCUCCUGAUGGUCCGAGAUGGCCGGGCAUCAGUACAUUCAAUGAUUUCUCGAAAAGUUACUAUAGCUGGAUUUGACCUGAACAGCUACAGGGACUGUUUGACCAAGUGGAAUCGUGCCAUAGAGACCAUGUACAACCAGUGUAUGGAAGUCGGUUAUAAAAAGUGCAUGAUGGUUCACUAUGAACAACUCGUCUUGCAUCCUGAGCGGUGGAUGAGGACGCUCUUGAAGUUCCUCCACAUUCCGUGGAACCACUCAGUAUUGCACCACGAAGAGAUGAUUGGGAAAGCUGGGGGAGUGUCUCUGUCAAAAGUGGAGAGAUCCACAGACCAAGUCAUCAAGCCUGUCAACGUGGGAGCUCUGUCAAAGUGGGUCGGGAAGAUACCUCCAGAUGUUUUACAGGACAUGGCAGUGAUCGCACCCAUGCUUGCCAAACUUGGGUACGACCCAUAUGCCAAUCCACCCAACUACGGGAAACCCGAUCCCAAGAUCCUGGAGAACACCAGAAGGGUCUACAAAGGAGAAUUUCAGCUACCUGAUUUUCUUAAAGAAAAUCCCCAGACCGAGCAAGUGCAGUAGCACAGCCUGGAGUGGCCUUCUCUCCCCAGGAGAAACUGCUGCCUUUUGAAUGGAAGGGAACUUCCUAGCGUGGCCCUCAACCCCUCCUAAGAGCAGUGGGAUGUGUGCAUGGCUCCUGUUCUUCACCAACCUCCUCCCACUGAGGGGUGGAGGUGUCACACACCUGAUUCCUGAGCAAGGCACUCUUACCAGUGACACCACAGCCCCAUGGAGAAGAGCCCAGGGGGCUUGUGCUUCUGCUACAACUGCUCUUGUACCCCCUCUUCCUCCAGAUUCCAGACUUUGUGUUCAAGGGGCGGCUUAAAAAUGGCAUUCCGUGAGCAAAACUGGGCAUUUCAUUUUGGACUAGGUUGUCUACGUGUUCCAGUGUUUCAUAGAGCACUCAUGCCGUUUAAAUGUACUGAUGUGGAUAAUACUGAAUAUCUUAAUUAUUUAAAUAAUUCAUUGUAUUGUUUCUGAGAGGUUGGGAAA